This is a messenger RNA of Trichosurus vulpecula (common brushtail), 3932 nucleotides long. It is a transcript of the gene DHX30, whose product is annotated as DExH-box helicase 30. Lineage: Eukaryota; Metazoa; Chordata; Mammalia; Diprotodontia; Phalangeridae. Gene Ontology annotation, molecular function: DNA helicase activity; G-quadruplex RNA binding; ATP binding. The transcript has 22 exons. The record is from RefSeq and is a predicted model, not a curated record. The coding region runs from base 271 to 3849 and encodes 1192 amino acids. Gene Ontology annotation, cellular component: intracellular anatomical structure; nucleus; cytoplasm.
GGGGAGGAGUCGGAAGCAGGGCCUGGAGAGGACCCUGGAUGAGAAGGGUCCCCGGGCUGGGGCAAGUACCAUAUCAUCAACAGUCGGGAGAUGAGGACCCCGGGGACAAGGAAGGGGCCUUAGGUGAUAACUGGAGGCUACACACCAGGAGGAGGCCCAGCUUGGUGAUGAAGAAUAGGACAGAGAGAAUUUACUUCCCAUUCAAAAGCUGUAGAAAUCUGAGACUUUCACUGAUCUUGUAAGGAUACCAGCUUUUUCACUUUGACAGAGAUGUUUAGCCUGGACUCAUUUAGGAAAGAUCGGACCCAGCACAGGCAGCGUCAGUGCAAGCUCCCCCCACCCCGCCUUCCUCCGAUGUGUGUCAACCCAGCCCCUGGAGGGACCAUCUCUCGGGCUUCUAGGGAUUUGUUGAAAGAAUUCCCACAGCCCAAAAAUCUUCUCAACAGUGUGAUCGGAAGAGCCCUUGGCAUCUCUCACGCAAAAGACAAACUGGUCUACGUCCACACAAAUGGGCCAAAGAAAAAGAAAGUCACACUGCACAUAAAGUGGCCGAAGAGCGUUGAGGUGGAAGGUUAUGGGAGUAAGAAGAUUGAUGCCGAGAGGCAGGCUGCAGCCGCUGCAUGCCAGCUUUUUAAGGGCUGGGGCCUUCUGGGACCCCGAAAUGAACUCUUUGAUGCAGCUAAAUACCGAGUGCUGGCUGACAGAUUUGGCUCUCCGGCUGACAGCUGGUGGCGGCCAGAACCUACUAUGCCACCCAACUCCUGGAGGCAGCUGAACCCUGAGAGCAUCCGGCCAAUGGGGCCCAGCAGUCUAUCCCGCUCUAUGGGCCGAGAGGAAGAGGAUGAGGAAGAAGAAGAGCUAGAGGAAGGGACAAUUGAUGUUACCGACUUCCUGUCUAUGGCCCAACAGGAGUCUCACACUCCACUCAGGGACACAAGAGGGGGCUCCUUUGAGAUGACAGACGACGACAGUGCUGUCCGAGCACUUACCCAGUUCCCGCUUCCCAAGAACCUUCUGGCCAAGGUGAUCCAGAUUGCAACCUCGUCCUCCACCGCCAAGAACCUCAUGCAAUUCCACACUGUGGGUACCAAGACAAAGCUCUCCACUCUUACCCUGCUCUGGCCAUGUCCCAUGACCUUUGUUGCCAAGGGGCGCCGCAAAGCAGAGGCGGAAAAUAAAGCAGCUGCCUUGGCUUGCAAGAAGUUGAAGAGCCUGGGCCUAGUGGAUAGGAACAAUGAACCACUGACUCACGCCAUGUACAACCUGGCCUCUCUGCGAGAGCUAGGCGAAACACAGCGUCGACCCUGCACCAUCCAGGUGCCAGAGCCUAUCCUGCGAAAGAUGGAGAACUACCUGAACCAUUACCCCGUGGAAAAUCCUUGGAUCUCCCCGGAGCCUAGGCUGCAGAAUGAGGAUCCCUUGCACUUAAGCAAGGACACAGGGCCCCUGAGUGACCCUAUCACAGGGAAGCCUUACAUUCCUCUGUCGGAGGGAGAGGAGCUACGGCUAAGCCAGGGGCUGUUGGAGUUGUGGCGGCGGCGUGGGCCUUCCUGGCAGGAGACUCACCAACUACCUGUGGAUCCACACCGGGACACCAUCCUGUCAGCGAUCGAACAGCACCCUGUGGUUGUGAUCUCAGGGGACACGGGCUGUGGCAAGACAACACGGAUACCACAGCUGCUGCUGGAACGUUACGUGACAGAGGGCCGAGGGGCCCGGUGCAAUGUGAUCAUCACUCAACCCCGCCGUAUCUCAGCUGUGUCUGUGGCCCAACGUGUUAGUCAUGAACUGGGACCCUCUCUGCGGCGGAAUGUGGGAUUCCAGGUGCGGCUGGAGAGUAAGCCCCCGGCCCGAGGUGGAGCCCUGCUCUUCUGCACUGUGGGCAUCCUCCUUCGGAAGUUGCAGAGCAACCCCAGUCUCGAGGGUGUGAGCCAUGUCAUCGUAGAUGAGGUACACGAACGAGACGUCAACACGGACUUUCUGCUCAUCCUGCUGAAGGGGCUGCAGCGGUUGAACCCAGCUCUGCGGCUUGUGUUAAUGAGUGCCACGGGUGACAAUGAGCGCUUUGCUCGAUACUUUGGUGGCUGCCCAGUCAUCAAGGUGCCUGGCUUCAUGUACCCAGUGAAGGAGCACUACCUGGAGGACAUCUUGGCCAAGUUGGGCAAGCACCAGCACCGGCACCGGCAUCACGAGUCUGAGGAUGAGUGCGCUCUGGAUUUGGACCUCAUGACUGAUCUGGUUUUGCAUAUUGAUGCCCGGGGAGACCCAGGUGGGAUUCUGUGUUUCCUGCCUGGCUGGCAGGAGAUCAAAGGAGUACAGCAACGCCUGCAGGAGGCCUUGGGCUCCUAUGAAAGCAAGUACCUGAUCUUGCCAGUGCACUCCAACAUCCCCAUGAUGGACCAGAAGGCAAUUUUCCAGCAGCCCCCGACAGGGGUGCGCAAGAUUGUCUUGGCCACCAACAUUGCUGAAACUUCCAUCACGGUCAACGACAUAGUACAUGUGGUGGACAGUGGCCUGCACAAGGAGGAGCGCUAUGACCUUAAGACCAAGGUGUCCUGCCUAGAAACAGUGUGGGUGUCAAGGGCAAAUGUGAUCCAGCGCCGAGGAAGGGCUGGGCGGUGCCAAUCAGGCUUCGCCUACCACCUGUUUCCUCGGAGUAGGCUGGAGAAGAUGGCACCUUUUCAGGUUCCCGAAAUUCUGCGCACCCCACUGGAGAACCUGGUGUUGCAAGCGAAGAUCCAUAUGCCUGAGAAGACGGCAGUCGAAUUCCUCUCCAAGGCUGUGGAUAGCCCUGACAUCAAGGCCGUAGAUGAGGCUGUGAUCCUGCUGCAGGAGAUCGGUGUGCUGGACCAGCGGGAAUUCCUGACUACGCUGGGUCAGCGCCUUGCUCAUAUCUCCACGGACCCGAGGCUUGCCAAGGCCAUUGUCCUGGCAGCCAUCUUCCGCUGCCUACAUCCUCUGCUAGUUGUUGUCUCCUGCCUCACCCGAGACCCCUUCAGCAGUAGCUUGCAGAACCGUGCUGAGGUGGACAAGGUGAAGGCACUAUUGAGCCAUGAUAGUGGGAGUGACCACCUGGCAUUUGUCCGGGCUGUGGCUGGCUGGGAGGAGGUGCUUCGUUGGCAGGAUCGUAGUUCUCGAGAGAACUAUCUGGAGGAGAACCUACUUUAUGCUCCCAGCCUGCGUUUUAUCCAUGGCCUCAUCAAGCAGUUCUCAGAGAACAUUUAUGAGGCCUUCCUGGUGGGAAAACCAUCAGACUGCACCCUGCCCUCAGCCCAGUGCAACCAGUACAGUGAAGAGGAGGAGCUGGUGAAAGGGGUGCUUAUGGCUGGACUUUACCCCAACCUCAUUCAGGUGAGGCAGGGCAAGGUGACCCGGCAGGGAAAGUUCAAGCCCAAUAGUGUCACCUACCGGACCAAAGCCGGCAAUAUCCUGCUGCAUAAGUCAACCAUUAACAGGGAGGCUACUCGGCUACGUAGCCGUUGGCUGACAUAUUUCAUGGCUGUUAAGUCCAAUGGCAGUGUCUUUGUGCGAGACUCGUCCCAGGUCCACCCCCUGGCUGUGCUGCUGCUGACCGAUGGAGACGUCCAUAUCAGAGAUGAUGGGCGCCGUGCCACCAUCUCCCUGAGUGACAGUGAUCUCCUACGGCUAGAGGGUGACUCGCACACUGUUCGGCUGCUACGGGAGCUUCGCCGGGCCCUAGGCCGAAUGGUGGAGCGGAGCCUCCGCUGUGAGUUGCCCGCCCUGCCGCCAGAUGUGCAGCAGGAGCACAGCCAGUUGCUGGCCUUGCUCGUGGAGCUGCUGCGUGGGCCUUGUGGUAGCUUCGAUGUUCGUAAAACCGCUGAUGACUGAGCCCCCUCCCCAUUCCCCGUCCCUGGGGCUGUGUACAGAGCGCAAAUGUUUAUUUAAAUAAAGUUCUAUUUAUCCCUUGUGAA